GAGCGGACGGGCCGGAGGGCGAGCAGCCCAGCCGGCGGGGUCUGCAGCGCGCCGGGCGUCCCAUGGAUAUAGCAACAGGUCCCGAGUCGCUGGAGAGGUGCUUCCCUCGCGGACAAACGGACUGCGCCAAGAUGUUGGACGGCAUCAAGAUGGAGGAGCACGCCCUACGUCCCGGACCCGCCACUCUGGGGGUGCUGCUGGGCUCCGACUGCCCGCAUCCCGCCGUCUGCGAGGGCUGCCAGCGGCCCAUCUCCGACCGCUUCCUGAUGCGAGUCAACGAGUCGUCCUGGCACGAGGAGUGUUUGCAGUGCGCGGCAUGUCAGCAAGCCCUCACCACCAGCUGCUACUUCCGGGAUCGGAAACUGUACUGCAAACAAGACUACCAACAGCUCUUCGCGGCGAAAUGCAGUGGCUGCAUGGAGAAGAUCGCCCCUACCGAGUUCGUCAUGCGGGCACUCGAGUGUGUGUACCACCUGGGCUGCUUCUGCUGCUGUGUGUGCGAGAGGCAGCUCCGCAAGGGGGAUGAAUUCGUGCUCAAGGAGGGCCAGCUGCUGUGCAAGGGCGACUACGAGAAGGAGAAAGACCUCCUCAGCUCCGUGAGCCCGGACGAGUCUGACUCUGUGAAGAGUGAGGACGAAGAUGGAGACAUGAAGCCAGCCAAGGGGCAGGGCAGCCAGAGUAAGGGCAGCGGAGAUGACGGGAAGGACCCGAGAAGGCCCAAACGGCCCCGGACCAUCCUCACCACGCAGCAGAGAAGAGCUUUUAAGGCCUCUUUUGAGGUCUCCUCCAAGCCCUGUCGGAAGGUCCGAGAGACACUGGCAGCAGAGACAGGCCUCAGUGUGCGUGUGGUCCAGGUCUGGUUUCAGAACCAAAGAGCAAAGAUGAAGAAGCUGGCCCGGAGGCACCAGCAACAGCAGGAGCAGCAGAACUCCCAGCGGCUGGGCCAAGAGGUUCUGUCAAGCCGCAUGGAGGGCAUGAUGGCCUCCUACACGCCGCUGGCCCCUCCGCAGCAGCAGAUCGUGGCCAUGGAGCAGAGCCCCUACGGAAGCAGCGACCCCUUCCAGCAGGGCCUCACGCCGCCCCAAAUGCCAGGUGACCACAUGAACCCCUAUGGGAACGACUCCAUCUUCCACGAUAUCGAUAGUGAUACCUCCCUCACCAGCCUCAGCGACUGCUUCCUCGGCUCUUCUGACGUGGGCUCCCUGCAGGCCCGCGUGGGGAACCCCAUCGACCGGCUCUACUCCAUGCAGAGCUCCUACUUUGCCUCCUGAGAGCCAGCCGGGCCGCAUGGACGCUUGGGCCUGGGCCUAGGGUGGGACCACAGGCCUCUGCAGCCAGCCGGCCCCCCAGCCCACCACCCGCUCAGACUCUACAGACAGCCAUACGGUGCCCUCCCUUCGGCCAGCCAGACCUGGCUCAAGUGCCCACUGGGCACAGCCAGACAAGGCAGAUGGGUGCAGCCUGGGCAGGGACUGUGUCCUGCCCACAGAGACCUUGUGACCCCUGGGGACCCAGAGCUCUUGGACAGCCACUAGCCUCCCAGCCCUUUGACUUCAUCACUACCUUCCCCGGCCCCGCCUCUUUUUUGGGGGGAAGCUUAAAUUUGUUUUAUUUUGUUUUUUAAACAUUCUGUUUCCAGCCAGUCUCCAUUGUCCCUUCAAGCCCAGCCCUGGGACAGUGCCUGGUACCCGAGAAACAGUUAUACGGGUGUCCUGCGCUGGAGACCACUUCCCCUCCUGGUCAGCGCAGGGGAUGGUUUCUGGGUCCUGGGAGGCCCAGGGUCACUGUUCCCAGCCCUAGGCUGGUGCACAGGAGAGGAGGGUCCAAGCAAGUGUGACAGGCUCUUUGGCCCUGCCUGAGUCUCAGCAAGAGGAGGGAUGUGGACAGAGCCCAGAGAGACCCAAGGGACAGAGAUGCACACGUAAAGGCACACACAUCUAUAGGCACGCCUGUGCAAGCAUGCAUAUAUACCUGGUGCACACGCACACAGACAUGGAAGAGGUACUGUUCCUUUCUGGAAGCAGCAGCGAGGUCAGCAGGCAGGGCCGACCUCUGAGAGCAAUUGGAGAGGGAGGAAGGAAGGGGGA
This is a messenger RNA of Grammomys surdaster, 2087 nucleotides long. It is a transcript of the gene Lmx1b, whose product is annotated as LIM homeobox transcription factor 1 beta. The coding region runs from base 63 to 1271 and encodes 402 amino acids. The record is from RefSeq and is a predicted model, not a curated record. NCBI's taxonomy places the organism in Eukaryota, Metazoa, Chordata, Mammalia, Rodentia, Muridae. Gene Ontology annotation, molecular function: RNA polymerase II transcription regulatory region sequence-specific DNA binding; DNA-binding transcription factor activity, RNA polymerase II-specific. Gene Ontology annotation, cellular component: nucleus. The transcript has 8 exons. Gene Ontology annotation, biological process: neuron differentiation; regulation of transcription by RNA polymerase II.